This is a messenger RNA of Corticium candelabrum, 5200 nucleotides long. RefSeq lists its product as uncharacterized. Gene Ontology annotation, cellular component: membrane. Bases 238 to 4584 code for a protein of 1448 amino acids. Gene Ontology annotation, biological process: transmembrane transport. The record is from RefSeq and is a predicted model, not a curated record. Gene Ontology annotation, molecular function: ABC-type transporter activity; ATP binding; ATP hydrolysis activity. The transcript has 19 exons. Lineage: Eukaryota; Metazoa; Porifera; Homoscleromorpha; Homosclerophorida; Plakinidae.
UACAGCGAGCUGAUAUGGCUUUACUGCAAUGAUAGAAUUGAGCACGCAGUCAAAAAUUAUUUUUAUGUGAACGGGAUGUCGACCUCGCCCACGAGAACUUGGGCGGCAACUGAACUGUGUUGCAGGUGGUGGUUGUGGCACUUGCCAAUCACCGUUUAUUUGGUCCUCUUCACACGUCUAGCUUCCUCCAGUGCAGCUCACAUGCAACAAUAGCUCUCUACAGCUCGUCGGUGCCCCAUGACGUUGCCCUGUGGUCUGUUUAGCUUGCCGCUGCUCUGUCUUGUUGCAGCGGCGUCUAUGGCAGAGGGAUGGACGUCGCCGUGUAACGUAACUGUCAAUAUCUCGCGUUGUCCAGCGAGAUCAGAUUUCCAACGAGUCUUCAUUACCGAUGCCUUUCUCUUGGGAGCCGUAUGCAACGAUCGUUCUGAGGGUUUUUACUAUCAAAGAAUGACGGGGAGUAGCAAGUGGAUUAUCUACAUGGAGGGUGGAGUCGGGUGCGGCAAUCUACAAAAGUGCAAUAGGAGAUAUCAAGAACGGCCAGAACUGAUGUCCUCUGCUAACUACUCUGCCGACAUCACGGGACGAGAUAUAUUUGAUCCAGACCCAAUGAUCAAUCCUGAUUUUUGUGACUACAAUAUGAUUCUCUUGCCGUACUGUACAAGUGAUCUAUGGGUUGGAAAUUCUCCUUGGAACUCUUCGCUAGACGAGAAGUUUGAGUUCAACUCUUCCGCCACUUACAAUCAGUUUGUGUUUCGCGGCACGACCAUCUUUAGAACGGCUGUGAAAGAGUUGUUGGAGCAAGGCCUUCACACAGCAGAACAUGUGGUUUUGGCUGGGAGCAGUGCGGGUGGCAUCGGAGCCAUGAAUCAAGCUCGUUGGCUAAACUCACAGCUUUCCAACAGUACAACAUUUUCAGUUCUCUUGGACUCGUCGUGGUUUAUAAAUUUUGGAGGCAGCCUGAGCGAGGAAUUUGACUUCCAGUACAUUCAGGAAAACAUGAAUUUCAAUAGUCAUCCUCCGUGUAGAGGUCUUGCUGCAGGUGGCAUUCCAUGCUGUUUAUCGGCUUCCUGCAUGCUCGAGUCUGACAAUUAUUUUCCUGGAGUUCCCGUGUUUGUCAUUUCCAGUCAGUACGAUUUGUUUGUCCUCUCUCGCUCGCUUCGUAAGUUUGAGAACGACACAGACGAAGUCAGGCUCCUCGAAUCGUUUAGAACCAUCACGGAAUACGGAGGAGCAAUGAAAAUACGCUUCCAGGACGCGGGAAGCAGAUCAAAGAACGUGAGCUAUUUUGUUCCGUCUUGUCUGCAACAUGUUUACCUGGCGACGUCGAGUCUUCGUGACGUCGGAGGCUUUCUACGUACAUAUGAAAACGGGACAUCGAAUGACAUUGAAUUUGGUUCUGAUACGAGAGACUUCAGGUCUGCCAUUGAGCCUGGAACGUGGAUGAAGACGUAUAUCAAGAACGAAAACACGUCGCACGAGGUCACUGUUCGAUGUGCAAUCCACGAGUGGAACCGGAAGGUUCUCACGCAUGGCAUCGCCGGAUUUCAGGCUGUCCGCUACUUCGAUGCCUGCUUUGGCGCAAGGUGCAAUCUUCAAUGCCCGGAGCGAGUCUUGCUGGGAAUUUUGAACGAAUUGUGGCCCAAAGUGGCUCGAUACUCUGUUGUGGCAUUGGUUUUUGCUGUGGCGAUAUUCUGCAUUUGUUUUAAGGCAUUUAUUAUGUGCAAGAAGCGUGCGCUUCUGACAAGAUUCCAAACUUAUAUAAACUUGAGAGAAGUAAACGUGGACAACAAGAGAUCCUCGGUGAUGGUUAGCUUGGAAGCUGAAGCUAUUGGGAUUGCGUGUUUGAACGUUCGCUACAGUGUGCGUUUGUCUCGAGAGGCUAUUGUACGAGAAAGGAAUUUGCAGAAGCUUAGAUUGGCUGCGGAGGAAGAGACGCAAGCCGUUAUGAACCUUUCUCUUGAAGUUCAGAAAUGGGAAUCCCCGACAGGACAAGGUGCAGUACGCGACUUGUUGUUUGGAUCUUCUUGGACCAGAGUGGGCGUGCCUAGGGCCGACAGUCAUGACCUUGAGAAAAUGAACGGAUCUAACGGAUACCACGACGAAACGUCAUCAGAUGGCUUUUUAUCUAACGGUGAUAAGGAAAUCAUUCACCGAAAACAGUCGGAAGUUAUUGAAGGCAGUAGUGAAAAAGUGAUAUUGAAGGGAAUAUCAACGUAUUUUAAUCCCGGCGAGAUGGUGGCCGUGAUGGGACCGUCCGGAAGUGGAAAGACUACAUUUCUUGAUUUGCUGACAGGUCGACGAAGAGAAGGCAAACAACAGGGUCGAAUAUUCAUCAAUGGACUGCCGUUUCACUUGCUGCGCGAAUGGUACGUGAAGCACACGGGAUAUGUAUUGCAGCUGGCUGUACCAUAUUACGAGGAGUUGACCGUGAGACAGAAUCUACUUCUGGCCGCGUUUAUGAGGCUCCCUCGCUCGUUGUCGUACGACGAACGCUUUCAGAGGGUCGAGGGCGUCAUGGAGCAGACGGGAUUGACGAGUGUGAGGGAGACGGUGGUAGGAGGGUCUACAGGACCCGGUCUCAGUGGUGGGCAGAAACGGCGACUAGUUGUUGCUAUUCAGUUGCUUAGCAUGCCGAAGGUCAUAUUUCUCGACGAGCCAACGUCGGGUUUGGACGCAACGUCGUCGAUGGAGCUGCUGCAGCAUCUUAAGUGUGUGUCCGCCAGUGGACGGUUGGUCGUGUUGACCAUCCAUCAGCCGCGACUGGAAAUAUUCAAUAUGUUUGAUCGCAUCUUGCUUUUGUGUCAAGGAGAGGUGGCAUACUACGGAUCUCCUAUAGAUGCGCCGAAGCUUUUCCUCCAAGCUUAUCAGGUGGCCAAAUUGCAAGGCCAAGCACCGAUUCUUGACCACACAAAAAAUCCGGCCGAUAUCAUCAUGGAUAUGCUCGGCAACGAGGCGCACAGACAGGCGAUCAUGAACUACUACAAGAUGACAUUCGAACUAAAAGCCGUCAAGCAAGCCAUUCGAGUCGCAAAGCGAGACGCCAGUUCCGAAAAAAAAAAAAGCAUCGACAAAGACAAUAGGAAAGCCAAUAGCGGUUGGCUAAAUCGUAUUCUUGUUUUGGAAACGAGAGCAUCAUUACGAAUAACAACGCUACAGAGUUUAUACCUUCCUGGGAUAUUCUUACUUUUCGCUGUGGUUGCAGGUCUGGCUUACCUUCAAGCAGACGCUAUGGUGCUCAUAAUGGCCGCUUUCUCGAUCUACAGUUUUAGUAGCGCAAUAUUUAUGUUUCCUCCUAUUCAUUAUCACUUGGACAAGGCUAUCCAGAUAUACCGUCUGGAACGAGACGAUGGAGUCAUUCGUUCUAUCGAAUUGCUUCUGCAGACGUUCAUUCGCUAUGUCGCCCUUGCAGCCAUUCCUCUAGUGGUUUGCUCCAUAGUUCUCUGCAUUAUGGUCUUGCCUUCGCAGUUUUGGACCGUCGAUCGGGUCUUCUUCGUGGCGCUCUUCACGCUCGCUUUGAACCAGACGUGGACGUCGAUAGCCAUCUUUCUCGUUUGCGCCUUUCCAAAACACGGCCAUAAAAUCUCUCCGCUCGUCUCGUGCUCCGCGGGCUUCGCAGGUGGAUUUCUCAUUCCGCCGUCGAGAAUGAAGCCUUAUUUUAAGUGGUUACUUUAUAUCAACCCUAAUUAUUACGGUUAUGCUGGCAUGCUGAGGGAACUACUGCCGACUCUUCAGACGGGAUGCGAUUUCGAUUCGACUAUCGAGUGUUAUCCUGACACUGGAGAGUACUGGAUCGAGGACUUCGGCUUGCACGACGUCCAACCUCAUCUCUUUCUUGCGAUUCUGUUGGCUAUGGCGUUGGCUGCGUUUCUCUUUGCUUGGCUCGCCAUCGAGGUGCACUACUCGAAUUUUGGUCUGAAAAGUCUGCGGUCGUUUUGCUGUGGAAAGGCGAAAGCAAGGCGAGAAAUUGGUGGUUAUUCAAGUACAGCAUCACAUGAGGACGACGACGACGACGACGACGACGACGACGACGACGACGACGACGACGACGACGAUGCAUUUGAAAGCGAAUCAGUAAAGGUUUUUGGUGUGCCUCCUUUGUCGCCUGCUCUUGCUUUUGACGACGAAGGUACCAACGCUGACGACGAUGUAAAAGGCAACUCUAGGAAGGGCAGCAUUGCAUUCUCUAUGAGUUCAAUCCGUAGGAAGUCGAAGAGAAAUGUAGCGCAUUCUACUAGCAGCUAUGUGCUCGAAGAAAAUUCUCAUAGCGUCUUUUCUCCUGAAGACAUUCGUCGGGGUAACGAUCGUAAAGUGUCCACUGUUUCUGCACUGGAAAAUGUGAGGCUCACUGUAGCCAGAGAGUCGAUGAUUCGCAGGCGGCGGAUGAACUCUUCCAUAAGGGACUUCAAGAUUUUGCAGAAAUCACUCCAGGAUAACGAAGAGGACUUGAGUGCAAUGAAUCAUAGCGUGCCAUUGAAACGUAUUUACCGGAGUGUUAAAAGGAAGAAAUCACUGUGUGCACAAGCAUCAGCCAAAUCUGCAUUUCUGUCUGUCAAAGAAGUAGAAGAUGAAGGAACACCUGUCUAAGUAUCUAAACAGCUCUCUUUGAAACGUUAUAAUCGCUGACGAGGUAACUGAGACUGCGAAACGACAUUUUCUUAUCUUUGCUAGUAGAAUCGGCGAUCGUAGAGUAAUGAUGGUAUUUGGAUAGAAAUGGUGAAGUUUGCUUUACUUUCCGCCGACUUUUGUUUAUGUGGAUUUACUACAAGAGUUAAUAUUACAAUUGUUGAGUUUGAAUAUAUAAAAACCGUAUGAGUACACACCGUACAUGUAUAUAGUAAGAUGGAAAAUCGUAUACGACUUAUCCAUCUGAACAUUAGAGGACGAAACCGAACGGGAAGAAUAAUUAUAUGACCAUUUUACUGACAUGCAAGCUAGAAAGGCAGCGCUAUACUCCAAACUCGCGUAUACAGUGAGUAGGCAGCCUAGACGACGGAACGAUGGAGGCCGUAGGGCACGUGCCUCCACAAAAUUGUUGAUGCAUAUCUGUGCCCCACAUACCUGCCUAUGUCUAGAGAACUAAAUUUUACUCCUAAUUAAAACUUAGAUUGAUAGCGCGCGUUAGAGUCUGAUUAGACGGAAAUAAGUGUCUUUUUAAUUAAUUAAUACUUGAUCUUUGGACGUCUCAAGCUAAGAAGUCAAG